This is a messenger RNA of Gastrolobium bilobum, 1245 nucleotides long. RefSeq names its product cell number regulator 8. The record is from RefSeq and is a predicted model, not a curated record. Bases 157 to 861 code for a protein of 234 amino acids. The transcript is spliced from 3 exons. NCBI's taxonomy places the organism in Eukaryota, Viridiplantae, Streptophyta, Magnoliopsida, Fabales, Fabaceae.
GAAAGAGGAAGCGAAUGAAUAAGUUACGUGUGGUGUGGUGUGGUAAGAAAAAAUAGAAGAGGCGGGGAAUCUUUUGUUUCCACCGACAUCCCAUCCCUUCACAUUUCUCGAUCCCAUCGAUAAUUCUGUUAUUCAAUCUUCAAUCUUCAAUCUUCAAUGGCUGAUGAGCAACGUAAUCACGAGGAGGCAAGUCCUCUUCUCCACCAACAACACCAACAGGAAAAGGAACAACAACCCGAUAACAAAUCCAAAACAGCACCAACGCCACCUGAGUUUAUUCUUGGAUGGACCGCUGAUGGUCAUCCCCUAGGCCAUGGCAGCGUCGUGGGCCAGCCCAUGGGCCGUUCUUCCUGGAAUUCCAGCAUCUGCUCUUGUCUCGGCCAAAACGAUGAGUUUUGCAGUAGCGAUCUCGAAGUUUGUCUUCUUGGGAGUGUGGCUCCUUGUGUGCUGUAUGGGAGCAAUGUUGAGAGACUUGGAUCUGCUCCAGGAACAUUUGCCAAUCAUUGCUUGCCAUACUCUGGUCUGUAUAUAGUUGGGAAUUCCUGCUUUGGUUGGAAUUGUCUUGCACCAUGGUUUUCCUAUCCUAGCCGUACUGCUAUUCGUCGCAGGUUCAAUUUAGAGGGAAGUUGUGAGGCACUUAAUAGGUCAUGUGGGUGCUGCGGAAGCUUUUUGGUGGAUGAGGCACAGCGUGAACAGUGUGAGUCGGCAUGUGACUUGGCAACUCAUGUCUUCUGUCAUGUCUGUGCUCUUUGUCAAGAAGGUCGUGAGCUCCGUCGUAGGCUACCUCAUCCUGGUUUUAAUGCUCAACAAGUAUUGGUUAUGAUUCCCCCAUCAGAUCAGACUAUGGGACGUGGGGCUUGAAAGUAUUCUUCAUCUUGGAAGUGCUAUUCUUGUGUAUGCUGCUGUUGCCUCUAUAUAAUUUGAUGUUGUUGAACCGUGUUAUGCCUUUUGUCUGAAGAUUAUCCUGGUUCUUUGAAUUUGGUAAUAAAUAAGUGAAUGAAACACUAUCGUAAUUUCAGUUUGAUUCGUUUAGAUUGGAAUGAUAUGGGAGGAAUUUUUCUCCUAAGUGUCUAUGUGUAAUUACAAUGAACUGAAUGAAAGAAUAUGUUACAUUUAAGGUGUGAUUCCUGUAUGGUUAUGUAAUUUUGCUUAGUUUCUUCGGGGUUACAAGGAGUAUAAUGUGAACAAUUUUGAUUCUUCUGUCUUGAUGCAGCUUAAACUUUGAGCACGGUAUUUGCCUUGUAA